UCAAAAACGUCUUACUUGUCGAGAUGGAGAGAAUGAUAUCCAGCACUUUGCUUGUAAUUUUGCUUUCCCUUUCGUCUGUCUGCUGGGCUUCUGACUCAGUAUGCUAUGGCGAACUUGGCUGUUUUACGGACGAUCCACCGUACUGCGAUCCUCCAUCGCGUCCUGUCUGGCUACCGAAGAGCCCAGAGGAAAUUGGUACUGAAUUUAUGCUGAACACCAGGAACGUCCCAACAACCUCCUGGGAGGAAUACCAGACUCUCAGCACGGACUUCCCGGAUGACUUUUACCAGACUGAUUUCCAAUCUUACAGAGAUACUAAGAUAAUAACCCAUGGAUUUUCCCAAAGUUCUUCCGUGGCGUGGAUGAGAGAGAUGGUUGAUCAAUUCCUGAUAGAGGGCGACUUCAAUGUCAUCAGGGUCGACUGGCAAAGGGGAGCCAUUGGGGCGUACGGGAUAUCCGCAGCGAAUACCCGUGUCGUCGGCGCUCACAUCUCCCUGCUCAUCGAUAAACUUAAGUUGGUAUAUGGAGUGGAUGCGAGUAGUUUCCACAUAAUUGGUCACAGUCUCGGUGCUCAGGUAUCUGGAUAUGCUGGAGAGAGACAGUCUAAUCCUCAGGUGGCCAGAAUAACAGGUUUGGACCCUGCCGGACCAUACUUCGAAGACACCGAUCCCAUUGUCCGUCUCGACCCAAGCGAUGCAACGUAUGUCGACGUCAUCCAUACCGACACUGAUCCUCUGUACAAUUUUGGAUAUGGCAUGUAUGCCCCGUGUGGACACAUGGACUUUUAUCCUAACGGCGGUAAUGAUCAACCAGGUUGUGAUCCAAGCUUGAUAGAGGACAUCAUCGUUGACGGCUUCUAUGAAGGUGUUUGUCAGUUUGUAGCCUGUAAUCACCUCCGUUCCAUUGAGUAUUUCAAGGAAUCUAUCAGCUCUCCUGAGGGUCCAUACCUAGCUUUCAAAUGCUCGAGAGAUCACGACGAUUACAACCUCGGAUUGUGUUUCGACACCAGUCAUUGUGCCCCUAUGGGCUGGCACUCACCCCUCGGCUAUCCAGGAGGGGAAAACCACAUGUAUCAGAUAAAUACCAAUGAUGAUGAACCAUACGCCGGUUACCAGUAUCAGUUCACUUUCAAGUUCGAUGAUCAUCGCAAAGCCCAUGAUGCCAAAGGUCUGAUCUACAUAACCCUCAUGGGUAACAAGGCACAAUCAUCCAAGGUCGCCCUCACCUCCGAAACUACCGAAUAUUACACCAACACUGCAUACGUGUAUAUGACGCCAUAUGACGUUGGUCCUGAUGAUACUGAGGGUCUGGUAAGCAUAUACUUCGAAUGGGACUACGACGCAGACUGGUACAAAUGGUGGGAUUGGGAAGCCAUCGAGAGACCGGAACUCUUCAUCCAUCAGAUACAAGUAAUUGAUUCCCAAGGGAAUAAGUACAUUAUGUGCGGUGACUACAAUGGAAUCGAACCCGGAGAUGUGAAGGCUUUCAUCAGCUCGGCUGAUGGGGCAACUUGUCCGUAACAACGAGCCUUAAAGAACCAGGAUCCUGUCAAAGAUUUUGAAUGAUUACAUUAAUCUCAACACGGAAAACCAGUUGCACCAUCAUUAUCAUUUCUUGUCUUCACUGAAAAAAAAAUCGAUGCUGAUUUAACAUCAGCUCAUAGCCCAUAAUAUAGGAAAAACAGAUAUGUUUUGACAUAACACCACAGGGCUCCGUAACACAAUCGCUUAAUACCAAUGACCAAUCAAGAUAAUCGAUUGCUUGCGCAAUCUGUUUAAAUACUGACCGGGAACCAAUCAGUGCGUUUUUUCACAGUUGUAAUUCAUUGCAAACCUUUGUGUUACGGAGCCCAAUUUGGCUUGAAGCUUAAUCCAUACAGCAUAAGCCAUUGCCGACAGUUUGACAUAACCUUCCACUUCCCUGGUCAUGCUGGUUUGGCGUUUCAUUCUAAAUUGGUGUUUAAAAUUGGCGACCCAGUGACAUUUGCUCCUGCGACAAUUGCUCUUGGGCUUUAUUUCGUCUAAGAUAUAAAUUUAUGAUUAGGGUUGUAAUAGGGUUUUAUGCAAGGUUUAGGAUGGGGUAAAGUUUUAAAUCCAUGAGUGUGCAAAAUUCACAGCGGCGCGAUUGUCGCCGGAGCAAAUGUCAUGGAACCCUAUAAUCAACAUGACAUGGAGUUGUGACUCGACACCGUAGUUUCUUGGUGUAUCGCUCCGAUCCCUUCGUGUUGAAAAAGGGAUGAGUGAUUCAGGUGCUUUUUAAAACCCAUGGUCACGCAC
Messenger RNA from Lytechinus variegatus (green sea urchin), 2276 nucleotides. Its product is annotated as pancreatic triacylglycerol lipase-like. Lineage: Eukaryota; Metazoa; Echinodermata; Echinoidea; Temnopleuroida; Toxopneustidae. Gene Ontology annotation, biological process: lipid metabolic process. Bases 24 to 1520 code for a protein of 498 amino acids. Gene Ontology annotation, molecular function: lipase activity; carboxylic ester hydrolase activity; protein binding. The record is from RefSeq and is a predicted model, not a curated record. The transcript has 10 exons.